Messenger RNA from Hemiscyllium ocellatum (epaulette shark), 7050 nucleotides. RefSeq names its product glycogen synthase kinase 3 beta, genome duplicate a (gene gsk3ba). The record is from RefSeq and is a predicted model, not a curated record. The transcript is spliced from 11 exons. Gene Ontology annotation, cellular component: beta-catenin destruction complex; cytoplasm; axon. Gene Ontology annotation, biological process: extrinsic apoptotic signaling pathway in absence of ligand; regulation of microtubule cytoskeleton organization; insulin receptor signaling pathway. Bases 542 to 1807 code for a protein of 421 amino acids. Gene Ontology annotation, molecular function: protein serine/threonine kinase activity; tau-protein kinase activity; beta-catenin binding. NCBI's taxonomy places the organism in Eukaryota, Metazoa, Chordata, Chondrichthyes, Orectolobiformes, Hemiscylliidae.
AGGUUACAGCUGCAGUGAGAGGGAGAAAGAGAUAGGCAAAAAAAAGUACAAAGACAGCCGAGUGAAUUAGGGAGGGGUUUUAACCGUUUUAAUUGGGGUAAAACCACGGGUUUUCCCUCAGACAUCGUUUUAAUUUUUUUCCGUGUACUAAAAGCGAUGCGACUGGGCUUUUAAGAUCUGAAAAAAAUAAGCGGAGAAAUUUUAGGAAAAGGAAAAAAAUUAUCUCAGGAUUGAAUUGAACUGAAGGAGCCGCCAUGGCAGGAACCACCACCACCACCAUCAUCAUCAUCACCACCACCAUCCUGCAUUGAGCUCAGUCAAGAUCAAUACAGAGCUCUGAAAUCAUUUCAGAUUUAUUUCUGACGAUUAUUAUAAAAAUAUUUUUUAAAAAAGACAGCUAAUUUGACCGGGAGAAAUUUGCGCGAUGAAACCAGGUGGACAGGAUUAAAAUUAAGAGGGGAUCGAAAAUAAAGGAAUAUAAAAGUGUCUUUUUAAAAUACAUAUAUAUGUUUGAAAAAUUAGAUGUCGCUUUAAAGUAAUCAUGAGUGGUCGACCCAGGACAACGUCUUUUGCUGAGAGCUGCAAACCUGUGCAGCAGCCGUCUGCUUUUGGGAGCAUGAAAGUCAGCAGAGACAAAGAUGGCAGUAAGGUGACAACAGUGGUGGCGACACCUGGACAGGGUCCAGACCGGCCGCAGGAAGUCAGCUAUACUGACACCAAGGUGAUUGGCAAUGGUUCCUUUGGAGUUGUUUACCAGGCAAAACUGUGUGACACAGGGGAACUGGUAGCCAUCAAGAAGGUUUUACAGGACAAAAGAUUUAAGAAUCGUGAGCUGCAGAUAAUGCGAAAACUGGAUCAUUGUAAUAUCGUCCGAUUACGGUACUUCUUUUACUCCAGUGGAGAAAAGAAGGAUGAAGUGUACCUCAACUUGGUGCUAGACUAUGUUCCGGAAACUGUGUACAGAGUUGCCAGACAUUAUAGCCGAGCCAAGCAGACACUCCCGAUGAUUUAUGUAAAAUUGUAUAUGUAUCAGCUGUUCCGGAGUUUAGCAUACAUCCAUUCCUUUGGAAUUUGCCAUCGGGAUAUUAAACCACAGAAUCUACUGCUUGAUCCUGAAACAGCUGUCCUAAAACUCUGUGACUUUGGAAGUGCAAAACAAUUGGUGCGUGGUGAACCAAAUGUUUCUUAUAUCUGCUCACGGUACUACAGGGCACCGGAGUUGAUCUUUGGUGCCACAGAUUAUACCUCCAGUAUAGAUGUAUGGUCAGCUGGCUGUGUGUUAGCAGAGCUAUUGCUAGGACAGCCCAUCUUCCCUGGUGACAGUGGUGUUGAUCAGCUGGUAGAAAUUAUAAAGGUCCUGGGAACACCAACAAGAGAGCAAAUCAGAGAGAUGAAUCCCAACUACACUGAGUUCAAAUUCCCUCAGAUCAAGGCACAUCCUUGGACUAAGGUCUUCCGACCCCGCACUCCUCCGGAAGCCAUUGCAUUGUGUAGCCGUCUGCUUGAAUAUACACCAACCGCCCGUCUGACGCCUCUAGAGGCAUGUGCACAUACAUUCUUCGAUGAAUUACGGGACCCAAAUGUCAAGUUACCAAAUGGACGUGAGAAACCAUUACUGUUUAAUUUCACUACUCAAGAACUGUCGUGCAACCCAGCACUGGCAUCAAUCCUUAUCCCUCCUCACAUUCGGAAUCAGACUCCUGCAUCAACUCCAACGAAUGCUUCUGCGGUGUCAGAUACCAACGCUGCUGUGGACCGUGGACAGUCUACCAAUGCGGCUUCAGCUUCGGCAUCCAACUCAACCUGAGGACGGGAAAGCCCUGGCUCAAAUUUCCAGUCAGCUGCAAAAAUGCUGGUCAACUAUGAAAAUUGUCAUUAGUGUUCAUUUUAUUUAAUCUUGUUUCAAAAAUAUACACAAAAUAAAUACCAACCAAUCAUUUACUCACUGAAGAGGGAUUGAAAAGGAAUAAGGAGAAAUGGUAAACUCCUCCCUUGACAAUCUUUUAUUGCAGUCUGCCGUAGUGUUCAAAUCUCCCCCACCCAAUCCAAAAAUAUGAAAGGCUGAGGUGUGUUUCACUCUGGUGUAGUGCAGGAUUUGAUUUAGCAUGAAGCGUUGCCAUCAGAUUCAUUCUUAAUCUGAGUAAGAAGAUAGUAAUACUUAUAGAUAUUAAGGUUUUAUCAAUACUGGACCUGUACCUGAUGAGGAUACAGAUCCUCUGAAAUAGCUACUGCAAGAAAGACCAGAGACUCAAGUCACCAUAAUUUCCCUGCCUAGAAGUGAAGUUUGAUAUUUUCAGUACUUUUUUUUGUCAAUUGAACUUUUGACUCUUCAGGGCUAAAGAUUUUUUUUAAUGGUCCAGUACAACUCUAUACUGGUCCCGUUUAUUUAAAGCAAGGUAUUGCAGAAGCAGUGUAGCACACAUAUAUAUUCAAGUUAAUAAAACCGCAGGUCCCAGAUGAUUUCUGAGCUACACCAAUUGAAAUACAAUCUUGAGUUCUUUGAAGGAGUGUAAAAAAUUAUCCCAAUGAUUUCAGAUUUCCGUUUUUUUUUUCUCCUGUCCUCUUUUUCAGCCAUCUCCUCUCAACCACCACUUAUUUUUGAUUAUUUUUGUUUUGUACAUAAAGUAUGUGGACCUGGGAACUGAUGAGAGCAACAAACAUUCAGGGCAAAUUUUGUUAAUUGUAGGAGAGCUUUUAAAGCCAUAUAGUUUCAAUUCUGUACUAUAGGUGCGGCUACGAUGUAACAAUAAGGAACUAGUGCUGUAUAGUAUAUAGUUUGGAGUGCCUUUGCUUCCAAUGUUUGAUUUUUUUUAAUUGUCCCUCAGUAUAUUUGCUAUUUCUUUCAUAUUUAACCCUUUAUGUACCUUUUUUAAGUUGACAUCUGUCUUGUAGAGAAGUUUUAUUUUUAUUGCUUGUAUCAGAUUCACAUUGCAGUUGGAACAAAAACAGAUGUACAGAAUUGUUGAACACUUCAAAAGUUGCAUAUUUCACUAUUUAAAAUGUUUGGGCUCUCAGCAGGUUAUGACAAUUUGCGGUUUGAGGCUGGAUUAUUCUACAGAAAAUUGUUUCCAGUUAAUUUGGCAGAGUUAAUUUGAAAGAAAGCUACAAUAUAACAUACUAGAAUCUAUAUACAUGUGUAACCAACUUUUGAACACUUGUGCUAUGCCAACUCUGUUUUACUCUCCAAACAUUUACUGUAGGAUAUGAAUCUAGGAAUGAAAGUAAAUCUGGCAGAGUUGCUAAUAGUGCUGCAUGAACUGAUGACUUUAAAUUUUUAAUGUACAAAUUAUAUAAUUAUUUGACAUUUUAUAAUGCAAAUUUUGAUUUUAAUUACUUUUGUUUUACCAAAUGCUUUUAUCUUGUGUGCACCGAGUUAACACUGGAGUGUCCCAUUACAUGGCUUUCAAUCUGAACUGCAGCUUUAAUUUGCAACUUCUCAAGUUUCAUGUGAAUUUGUACUAAGGAUGAGAGAACUGUUAGGAUUUGGUUAGUGCCUUUAAAGGAACAAUUUUAUAUUGUUCAUUGAGCUUUUGCCCUUUCCUUCUGUCUGUUUUUGUAACAGACUUAGCACAAUUUUUGCUAAAAUACCACACUGGUGAUAUUUGUCACUUUUUGAUUCACAAACUAGAUCUGUAAAAUGAUAUAAAAUGAGGAAAUGCCACUAAAUACUGCAGUGGAGAAGUGGACAUCGGGCAAAAAUGGGAAAAAGGGCAAGUUUAAUCUGAAUGGUUUGCUCAUCCUUAAAGCAUCUCUACUGCAGUAUAUAUUCAUUACAAGCCACAAGAUAUGCACUAGCAUUGGCAGUGUACAAACUGAGUUAAUUUCCAAGUAAAGUUGAACUGGCUGUGUAUAUUGUCUGAUUCCUGUAAUGGAGUGUACACGAUCACGUUGUCAUUUUGUUAAAUCUUUUACAGCCUGUCCUUAUCAUAAUUUAGUCAAAUAAUUGGCUUUGUAUUUUCUGGCAAUUCAACACCACAGACUGAUGAACUUCAGUCCAAUUUAUAUUUCUUGAGAUCCUGUAUUAUCAUAAACUUUUUAAAAAAAGUUUUCACCAUGUAAGUGAUGCAGUCCCUUUGAAGAAAAUGAAAUUUUGGAAAUCUAAUCCAAAGUUAGUUUUUUUUGUAUUUUUGUUUUUGAAGUGUUUUUUCCAGGUUAUUAACUCUCACCUUGCUUGUGUUUAGUACCAUUUUGACAGUGCAUAAGCCCUUGCUGCAGCUGCUUCUCAGAACUGACCACUGGCCUUAGUUAAAUUUCUUUAAUGAAAAAGCAGAUUUAUUCAGAAUUUGACUACAAUAAAUGCUUUCCUUUUUCCUUGAGGGUCUGAUCAAAGUGAACAUUUUCUUGAGCUUCUGAGUUCAAGAUAACUGUUCCACAUAAAGAAAAAUUAGAAAGAGGUGGUUUAGAGUUUUUUUAAAAAAAAUCUUUCACAGUAGGAAGCACAUUUUCCAGAUUUUCAAACCAUGGCCUGCUUUUACAUAUUCUACCAGUUUGAGCUACAAAAUCUGGAGGGGGGUGGGGGGGGGGCACGCAAAGGUUCUUGGGCAUAGAUUAAAUUAGGCUAGUGCCAAAUGAGCAGAACUUGCAGUGAGCAUAAGGCUGAUACUUGACAGUAGAUUUUGAUGGAUGCUGUAGCAAAAAGUGUUGAGAAGACCUGGGUAUUGGCAUUACAUCCUAAACUGCAGGUAUAUGCACGCAACUUCAAGCUCUGUGGGCAGUUUAAGGGAUUCCAGAGUUGGUUUGUACAGUUUUUUUUGGUGUAAGCUAUUUAAUAGUGCACAUCAUAAAAAUAUUUUUAUUACAAUAUGGAAAUUAAUAUUCAAACAGGUAGACAUACUUUAGGUUUUUAUUUUUUAGCAUAUGCAAUAAAUAUUCCUCAUCUUUGUGUGUUUUAUUGUUACUAAAAAGCUUAUUCACUACAGAAUUGUUACUUCAGCUCCCAAUCUUGACAAAAUUCUUAAGUAAAUUUUUCAAGAUGUGUACUGUUGUAAUAAUUAUAGUGGCAGCGGGUAGUGAAUGAGUUAAUUAGCGAUGUGAACUGGUAGUUUGAUUGGGAUGGUCUUUGUUACGCAAUUUGUAUAAAUAUCCAAAACUCAAUCUCAGUACCUUCUGUGUUCCUCGAGGGAGUGGAGGAAAAGACAAACAACUAAAACACUUCAGUCAGCUUGCUGAACAGAGAUUCAGAAAUGUGGCUAUUGAUUUAGCAGUAAAUCAAAUGAGAGUCAUCCACUAGCAUGUUGCUAGCCAGCUAGAAUUAAAUUAAAGCCCAGCCUAUUUGUAUUGCAGUGGCUGUAAUGAAGUUUCAGUGCUUUAAUUUAUUUUUUUUUAAAGUGCUAUUUGGUGCCAUUCCUCUUUCAAUUCCCUGGUCCUGAGAAGGUCCAAGUAAUAUCAUUAUAUCAGGAAUACAAAGUAUAUGUGAGCUGUAGUCUCUCAGUGAUUGGGUUUAGUGAAAGUAGCAUAAUUUUGAUCCAAAUUUCUCCUUGUUUGAACUCUUCGGGGGGGGUUGGGGGGGCUGGUGUCUCCAAUUGCUGCCUGAUCAAUUUGAUUUCCAAAUUGAAAUGAAUGGUUAGAAUUUUAUUGCAAUGAUCAACCAAAUCUUUGAAACUAAGGUGAAAUGUUGAAAGUCAUUGCCUACAUCCUUGUUUUUAGUUGCAGUUUGCAAUUGGUACACAAAGGGUUAAACGUGGUAAUUUACUUGUGUGACUACCUGCUUGCCUGUAUAAUCCGCAUUAGAGAUGUUUUGCUAUGCUUCACACAGCCUGUAUACAAAAGCUUGACCACCUCUCUUGUCAAAAAGGACUGUGGAUAAUAUACAACCAUUGCAUCACUUGUGAACUGUCUUGGUUUUAAAAAAAGCAAAAAAACAAAAAAAAAACCUGUUUAACAUUAUUACUUGAAUGCUUCUGUUUGUGACUGAAUUUUUAUUUCAUUUUAAUAUAAAUUUUUGUGAAGUAUGCUUGAUGUUUAUCCCUGUAAAUACAAUUCGUUCUGUGUGACUCGGUUCCGAAUAGAUACUGGUACUGUAAUUUGCAUUAAAUAAACAGUAGGAUAGGCCACAAACAAUUCAUAGUUCCUUCCUGUCUAAUUUUGUAAGUCUUCCUUUUCUCGUGCAGUUGAUUUGAUCAAGUGAAAGUGGUUAAUUCUUCCACAGGAUUUAAACCUUUUAAUAUAGGUUUGCAAUGUAGUCUGCCUUUCUGUAUUUAAUAAAAUGUCUUGAUUGUAGUAUUUUGAGUUAAAUACAUGUGAAAAAUAUAGUUUAAUCACUAGUAAAGACCUACUGGGGUGGGGAAAUAAAAUAGUGUGUUUCAUGAUAAAUAUGCCCAUUUAAUGAUAUUAAAACACUCAGCUGAGUGGCGUGGAUGUCCAAAGAGUAGUUGUAAGCUUGGAGAGGCUAAAGUAGAAUCCUGUUUUAGUGAUCUGUUUGGCCAGUAGUUCAAACGCUCACUAUAGCUGGUCAAUGUAUCAAAAGGCAGCCAAAUCAACUCUGCUGAUUCCUUAGUUUGCAGCAUGUAUGAUUGCUGCUUGUCAUUCACUGGCUCUUCAAUAUUCCAAUCUAAAGUAUUUCUUCACUCUUUUCUGUGCCCUCCACCCCCUUAAAAGUGUGUUCUGAACCAAGCAGCCUUAAUAUGGAAUAGAAAUUAAAUGAUUCUCUUGCAUCUCAAGUGAAUGUAUUGAUUGUAAAAUUUGGUUUGCUGUCAAGAAUAAAAAUAGUGAUCAUUACUUUCAGUAAUAAAAUAUGAUAGUGACCUAGGCAAAAGCAAAGAUAUCAGUUACAUUUUCUUCAGAAGUAUUCAAGAUGAACCAAUUUGCAAAGUAAUCAUUGUAAAUUUAAUCACAUUUUACUCAAUUUUUAUUUACACUGUGCAUUUGGGCAGAGCUGUGAUUACUUGCAUCUGACUGAAACAAUGUGAAGCUGAACUGCAAACUAUAUGGUUGUAUAUGAAUACGUACACAAGUGAGCUACCAGAGAAAAUAAUAGAAAUUGCUGCUGUUCUUGUUUCCUCAAAGUGUUACUUGGCUUAAAACAAUAAAAUUAUACCUAAAUUGAAAUAA